Tyto alba (common barn owl) is the source of this 1091-nucleotide messenger RNA. RefSeq names its product PE-PGRS family protein PE_PGRS26-like. The record is from RefSeq and is a predicted model, not a curated record. The transcript is spliced from 4 exons. The coding region runs from base 91 to 780 and encodes 229 amino acids. NCBI's taxonomy places the organism in Eukaryota, Metazoa, Chordata, Aves, Strigiformes, Tytonidae.
GUUGUUUGAGAGUGACGGUGAGGCGAGGAGGAGGAGGAAGGAGGAAGGCUGGGAAGAAGGGGGUGGGGGGGAGACGGAGCUCCUGAAAUAAUGGAGCCAGCCCAAACGGGAGACGAUGCUGGAGCAAGGGGCUGCGUCAUUUCGGGGCUGGGAGAGGGCUCAGCCCCCCCCCACCCCCCCCCCCCUCCCUGCCCGCACGCUGGGGGGGGGGGGGGGGGGGGGGCGGGGGGCACAGCUACCGGCAGGGCAGCGUGUGUCCCCCCCCCCACGCUCAGCGGGGCCGGGCCGGGGCAGGAAAACCCCACGACAGGGGAACGGAGAAGCCGCUUUCGGUCUGCUCGGCGAUGCCAGAAAAGAAAGGGGCAGGGAGAAGCGUACGGGACGCGCUUGCCGCAGGGCAGUGGGCAGGACCGGUCACAGUCACGAGUGGGGGCCCUCGGCGGGGCCGGUUCCCGCGGAGGGGAGCGGCCUCCCACGGCCGGCCGGACUCCCGGGAGGGCAGGGGUAGGAGGAAUGAUCGGCAUUUAUAACUGUGGGGGGAACUCGCAGCCUUUCAAAGAGUUUCAGCUGGGCCUUGCCGCAAACCGCUUUCAAGUCUGCUCGUUCAACCCACCGGCAGCCCGGGGGCCCGAGAAGCUGUCCCUUCGAGGCUCCCUGGCACCCACCUGGGGGGACAUGUACCUCUCGAAACGGGCCCUGAACCCGAAAUGCUUUGUUAUGCUCAAAACAAUAAAUAAGGUUCCGAGUGAAGCCUUCAGAAUAAAAGAUUGGUUAGCGUAAUAUCCCUAGCACAGCUAUCAACGUGGUCAUAAGAACUGUGAACUACAGGAUGGGUAAGCUUAAAAAACCCAGAGCAGAUCACAUUAGCCAAGAACGCUACAUAUCUGGAAGCCAGUCAACUUCACGUUUGCAGCUGACUGCUGUAUUAUGCACGAAUGUGUUUUACAUAUAGCAGACUGUAUACGGAAUAUGUCUUUAUGUUUAACAUUUUAAUUUGUAAAUGCUAAUUAGGCAGUUGGUCUCCACGGUUAUAUUAGUAGAUACCUAAUCAUUUCCCACUAUAAGUAAAUGAAUACUAAAUACGGUAAACA